AACUUGACUCAUCCCUAUGGAGUAUUAAAUAUAAUAACUCAUAUCAAAUUAUUAUUGUGGAUGGCGAUGCUGUGAGCAGGAAGUUGAUUUCUCAACAAAUCUGAAGAAGCCUCUGACUGUUGCCGUGUAACCGUCUCUGACCGUCACCACAUGCUGACAGCUUAAUUUCCAGACAGCAGAGAGACGAUAUUCCACAGUAAGAUGUUCCUGGAUGACUCCAUCAAUUGUUGAUAAGAACUGCUAAUUCACCUCUGUUGCUUUUGCCGCUCCUCUUUAAAUCUGUGGCCCGAUGCUGUAGAUCCUACAGUAACAGAUCCAGGCAGAGCGACGUUGGAGUCAGAACUGGUUUGAACUUCCUCCUUCUCUCUCUGCUCUGCAUCCAUGAAGCCUUUCCAACUCCUCUGCCAUCCGGGGUCACAGUUCACAUAUUAUUUGAGCUUUUGUAAUGCAAAUCAGCUAGUUGUAAAAAAGAAAAAAAAAUACACAAACAAAAAUAACAGUUUUCCAUCAUUUCAACUGUCCAAAAGUAAAAAUGUCAGAGCGAAAAUCCUCCCUUUGGACAGAAUCCAAAACCAGAGGGAAUAACGGCCUCAACCAAAAACAUGAUAAACCAAAAGUGAACUCUGACGUCCUGAUGCAUAAAACAAACAGCAUUCCAGGAAAGGAACAUCCCAGUCAAACAUGGUGGUGGUGGUGUGAUGCUGCGGGCUUUGUUUCUGUUUUGCCAAAUGGAUUCUGAUCUCUACAGAAAAUCCAGACGAAGACUGUCUGCUUCCUGACUGGCCUAGUUAAAGCCCUGAUUUCUUCUGAAUGCUGUAUUUACUCAGAUAAAGAGCAGAGCGGCAUGAGUCUCAGCGAGGCGCAUCUCCGGUAUUGAACGCGCGGCGUGAUCGCGCACGUACAGUACGUGCCGUGUUGUGUCGCCAAGUGGCCGUGGCGGGUAUAAACCGGCUGCGUCAAGCCCAAACCACGACGGCAGACUGUAACUGCCUCCAACCGACCAACCCGCUCUGAGCUCGCAUCAUACACGGACGCGCGCGCAUCCUGACGCGCGCGCGCACACAAACACACACACACACACACACACACACACACACACCCCUACACACACACAUAAAGAGGUGGCGGCGGCGCUCAGAGUUCCAGAGCGGGCUGGAACUGAUCCCUCAUAUUCCCUUCAUACUUCCAUCUAUUUUUAUAUGCACUAACUCCGCCAUUAUGCUGUGGACAGCGACUCAAGUCUUAAGGAAAUUCUCCACCUCUUCCCAUUACUACCAGAAUAAGCUAAAACUGGCCAUUAUUGGUCAGAGUCUGUUUGGCCAAGAGGUGUACAGUAACCUGAGGAAGCAGGGUCACAAGGUUGUGGGUGUGUUCACAGUUCCUGACAAAGAUGGCAAGGCCGACCCCCUGGCUGUGGCAGCGGAGAAGGACGGGACGCCCGUGUUCAAAUUUACGAGGUGGCGCGUCAAAGGGCAGCCUAUCCCAGACGUGGUGGACGCGUACAAGUCGGUGGGAGCAGAGCUCAACGUCAUGCCCUUCUGCUCCCAGUUCAUCCCCAUGAACGUAAUCGACCAUCCCCGGUACGGCUCCAUCAUCUACCACCCGUCCAUCUUACCGCUGCACAGAGGAGCUUCUGCUAUCAACUGGACCCUUAUUCACGGUGACAAAAAAGCUGGCUUCAGCGUGUUCUGGGCCGACGACGGCCUGGACACGGGCCCCAUCCUGCUGCAGAGGGAAUGCACUGUGGAGCCCAACGACACGGUGGACACGCUGUACAACCGCUUCCUCUUCCCAGAGGGCAUCAAAGCCAUGGUGGAGGCGGUGCAGCUCAUCGCUGAUGGAAAGGCCCCUCGAAUCCCCCAGACAGAGGAAGGAGCGAGUUACGAGGGCAUCCAGAAGAAAUCCAACUCCAGGGUGGACUGGGCCCAGCCAGCUGAGGCCAUCCACAACUGGAUCCGCGGCCAUGACAAAGUCCCCGGAGCGUGGACCGUCAUCGAGGGUCAGCCUGUGACCCUUUAUGGCUCGUCCAUGUUGGGGGGGUCGGUACCUGCCGGUCAGGCCUUGGAAAUCGAGGGGGCUUUCCAACCGGGCCUCAUCACCAAGUCCGGGCUGGUUCUGUAUGGAACCGACGGGAACGCCCUCCUGGUCAAGAAUCUGCAGUUUGAAGACGGAAAGAUGAUUCCUGCUUCCAAGUACUUCUCCUCAGGAGAAAGCUCCAGUGUGGAGCUGACCGACGACGAGAAGAAGAUGGCAGAGGAAAUCAGGAACAUCUGGAAGGGAAUCCUCAGCAAUGUUGGCGCCGUCGAGGAAACGACAGACUUCUUCAAGUCCGGAGCCGCUUCCAUGGACGUUGUUAGGUUAGUGGAGGAGGUCAAGCAGAAGUGUGCAGGCGUCCAGCUGCAAAACGAGGACGUGUACAUGGCCACCACCUUCCACGACUUCAUCCAGAUGUUCGUCCGCAAGCUCCGAGGGGAGGACCAGGAGGAGGAGCUGGUCGUCGACUACGCAACCAGAGAAGUGAACAACAUGACGGUGAACAUGCCGUACCAGUGCUUCAUCGACGGAAAGUUUGAGGAUGCAGAAAAUGGCAAGCGCUACGACACCAUUAAUCCAACUGAUGGAUCUGUGAUCUGUAAGGUGUCGUAUGCGUCAGUGGCAGAUGUGGACCGGGCCGUGGCUGCUGCUAAAGAAGCUUUUGAUUCUGGGCCAUGGGGCAGGAUGAACCCCAGGGACAGAGGAAGUCUGCUCUAUAAGCUUGCUGACCUGAUGGAGGAACACCAGGAGGAGCUGGCCACUAUUGAGUCCAUUGACUCAGGAGCCGUUUACACGCUCGCCCUGAAGACACACGUGGGCAUGUCCAUCCAGACCUUCCGCUACUUUGCAGGCUGGUGUGACAAAAUCCAGGGCAAGACGAUCCCCAUCAACCAAGCCAGACCCAACCGGAACCUGACCUUCACCAAGAAAGAACCUCUGGGAGUUUGUGCCAUAGUUAUCCCAUGGAACUACCCUCUGAUGAUGCUGGCCUGGAAGAGCGCAGCCUGUCUGGCGGCUGGAAACACACUGGUCCUUAAACCUGCUCAGGUAACUCCUCUGACCGCUCUGAAGUUUGCUGAGCUUUCUGUGAAAGCCGGAAUCCCAAAAGGAGUCAUCAAUAUUCUGCCAGGCUCAGGCGGCAUGGUGGGUCAGAGACUCGCCGACCACCCAGACAUCCGCAAGCUGGGCUUCACCGGCUCCACUCCAAUCGGCAAACAGAUCAUGAAGAGCUGUGCGCUCAGCAACCUGAAGAAAGUUUCUCUGGAGCUGGGGGGAAAAUCUCCCCUCAUCAUCUUCAGCGACUGCGACAUGGACAAGGCUGUUCGCAUGGGCAUGAGCUCGGUGUUUUUCAACAAAGGGGAGAACUGCAUUGCUGCUGGACGCCUGUUUGUGGAGGAGUCCAUCCAUGAUGAGUACAUCAGCCGAGUGGUAGAGGAGAUCAAGAAGAUGAAGAUUGGAGACCCUCUGGACCGCUCCACAGACCACGGUCCCCAAAACCACAAAGCUCACCUGGACAAACUGCUGGAGUACUGCGAGACAGGAGUGAAGGAAGGAGCCACGCUGGUGUAUGGAGGCAAACAAGUCGACAGGCCAGGUUUCUUCAUGGAGCCCACUGUGUUCACUGAUGUAGAGGACCACAUGUUCAUUGCUAAAGAAGAGUCCUUUGGCCCCGUCAUGGUUGUGUCCAAAUUCAAAGAUGGCGAUGUGGACGGUGUGCUUCAGAGAGCCAAUGACACAGAGUAUGGCCUGGCCUCAGGCGUGUUCACGCGGGACAUCAGCAAAGCCAUGUAUGUCAGCGAGCGACUGGAGGCUGGAACCGUGUUCGUAAACACCUACAACAAGACCGAUGUCGCCUCGCCUUUUGGAGGCUUCAAGCAGUCAGGCUUUGGCAAAGACCUGGGAGAGGACGCCCUCUUGGAAUACCUCAAAACCAAAGCAGUGACUGUUGAAUAUUGAGCCUCCAGAUUUUACAAUGAACUCUGACUCACUUCCUGAAAGAAAAGGAACUCAUGCGCAUUUUCACCUGGACUGUACCAGCAGCUACAGAGAACUCUGUUGUUCUUCUGGGCCACUUGAGCUUUUUGGAAAUAUUACACAUAUCUUUGAACAAAGGGAAGGUUUUUUUGUUAUUGUUUUAUACAUGUGAACUUGCAUUCAAGGUCUUACAUUGAUGCCACCCCACCUGUGGGAAGCAAAGCUUUGGUUGACACCGUUUGCAAAAUCAAGGUUCUUCAGGGUUAAGCAAUGGAGAAAGAAGAAAAUACUGUGAGCUUAGAGACAUCACUCCUUACAAUGUUUGGCCUUUCUCAGCAUCAUGAACUUGUCAAGCUGCCUUCAGUUUUCUCAUUGUACCGUUUCUUUACCCUGUUUCACGGUAUGAAGAGCCAAAACUGAGACUAUUGUCAAACCAGUGGUGGCUUUUCCUUGUCACAGGAGACGAUAUCUGUUCCAAAGCCUGCUACUGAAAUGAGAAGGAGAGUACUCACUUGUGUUAGCAUUGGAAAGGCUAGUGACUAGCAUGUCCAAGCUGCUCACCCAUUGGAUUUCCUACUCCCUCAGCUGUCAUAGGCUGGCGUUAACAUUUGAUGAUGAUGAUGAUGAUGAUGAAUACUUUAUUGAUCCCCAAAGGGGAAAUUCAAGGUCCCAGCAGCUCAAGACAUUACACACAACAUACACUACAAUUCACACAAUAUACCACAAAAACACUAAAUCACCAAAUUAACACAAUUACCAGACCAACAUUACUAAGAGUUAAAAAUACUAAAAAACACUAAAAAUCCUAAGUGCUAAAUUUAAAUUUAAAACAGUUGCCAGAAUGGAGGAGUGCAUGUUGACUUAUAAUGUAGCCGACAGAGUCAGUCAGAGUACAGUCCAUCAGUCUGUAUGACACUAUAAGGAGUGUCAUACAGACUGAUGGACUGUCUGUCCAUCAGUCCAUCAGUCUGAUGGACUGAUGGACUAAGCAGAGAAGUCCACUUCUCCCCUGCCCUUCAGUCUGUCUGUUGAGCAUGUCAGGGAGCGAAGUCUCCAGCUGAUCAGACUCUUCUGCUGCAUGAUGGUACUGUGGAGUGGAUAACAGUCGUUGUCCAUGAUGUUGAAUAACUUAUUCAGGGUCCUUUUAUCUGAUAUUGACAUAAUGCAGUCCAGUUCAGACCCCACUACAGAGCCGGCUUUCCUUACCAGCCUGUCUAGUCGUCCAGCAUCCCUCUUCUUAAUGCUUCCUCCUCAGCAUGUCACAGCAUAGAAGAGGAUGCUGGCAACGACAGACUGGUAGACCAUCCAGAGGAGCUUGCUGCAGACAUUGAAGGACCUCAGCCUCCUCAGGAAGUACAGCCUGCUCUGCCCCUUCUUGUACAGUGCAUCAAUAUUAGCUGACCAAUCCAGUUUAUUGUCCAGAUGUACUCCCAGGCACUUGUAAGUUUUCACCACCUCCACCUUAACCCCCUCGAUGGUGACUGGCAGCAGGGCAGACUUGGAUCUCCUGAAGUCCACCACCAUCUCCAUUUGAAAAGCUAACGUCACCCACUGGUUUAGAAACCUACCUAUUUUUCUUUUAACAGUAAAACUUUAUUAAGAAAAACAGUUGACAUACAAUAUCAGUAAACAAUAUGCCUCUCAGUUAUGCAAAGUUCACACUGGAAGAUUUUCAUGCUGAUUUUUGGCCCAAUUUCCCCCUUCUGACAAUCUUAAGUGCUACCUGAUAAAUAAGAGGUGUUCCUACCAUGUGUGAUGUGCUAAGAGUGAAUGUUGUCCAUUCGGAAGGACGUCGGAAUCACUUCCAACUAAAAUCGGGAAUAUUCAACAUCUUGGAUUGUCUUGGCCCGAUCGCCAAGCUGUGUGUGAUGUCACCCGAGGACAAACAACAACCAACACUGUCUUCAAUAACUCUUUGAAGAAUCUAAAUUAAAGAGUUACAACAACUUCUGAUUUCCCUUUGGGAUUAAUAAAAUAUUUUUGAAUUUGAAACCAGAACUCAGCCUGUUGAAUGUGACAUGGAACCACUCAGAAUGCAACGCUACAGAAACACAGCAUUCUAAAUAAAGAAGACAAAACCAGAAAGACCAGUGGACGUCAGAAAUGACUUUUUUUGGAGUAUAGUUUUUUCUCUGUUAAACAUAAUCCAUCGCCGUUGCUUCUUUCCAGUCAGCCAUGCUUGUUUACUCUGAACUCAUGUUUGGUCUUGAAAGGUUUUGUGAGAUUUCCCGUCCAACAUCUGAAUUUUAAGUGAAAUCAGUUCAUGUGUGUGUUGCUCCUGGCCUGUGUCUCGACACCACACACACUGUACAACCAAACCUGUUAUACAUGCGACAAGGAAGAAGACACUACUGGGUUUGCAAUAGUCUUAAUUUUGGUUCCAGUAGUGGGUCAUAGAGUCAAAGGAAGCCUUUGAGCUGUUGUAUGUUAUAGCACAAACUGAACAGUUCUUCACUCUUGGACAAAGUGAAUGUUUUUAUGAUCCAGUGUCUGUUUGCAUUUUUAGUCAAAUACAACUAAUUCUACAUUGGGUUGAACUAAGCAAACUUGCCAGGUAGGGAAGUCCCUAAUUAUUUAACUAUAAGCAUUUGUCCACAGUUCUGUGAAAUAAACUCUGUCUUCACAGUAGUAAUGGCUCAGAUGAGUAUUGUGAUUGUGUCCCACUGAACUCACUCUCCAAUGUUGUUCCUGAUGCCUUCAGUUUUUCUUGACGACAUAUAUUUCGUCCAAAAUGGAGUCUAAGUCAGUGACUAAACAUUGUAAAAUUUUAGGACUACUGUUUGAGCUGCUCUCUGUGCAGCUCUCCCCGCACAAUCUGCAAUCUCAACUUAGAAUUUAGGAAACCACAGUAUCCGGUACAGUCUCUAUUUCACUGUGAAUGUCAUUGUAAGGCGUGAAAUUUCUAGAUUCAUCAAAUCAGCAGAAUAACGAUUGUGGUUAUUUAUGUUUUCUUAAUGGCUUGUGUUGUUCCUUGACAGAAUGCCGCCAUGGGCAGUGAGCCGUCUCCCAACUCAGACAUUCUAGGGCUUA
Messenger RNA from Gambusia affinis (western mosquitofish), 7038 nucleotides. RefSeq names its product aldehyde dehydrogenase 1 family, member L2 (gene aldh1l2). Lineage: Eukaryota; Metazoa; Chordata; Actinopteri; Cyprinodontiformes; Poeciliidae. Gene Ontology annotation, cellular component: cytoplasm. The transcript has 23 exons. Bases 1219 to 3990 code for a protein of 923 amino acids. Gene Ontology annotation, molecular function: formyltetrahydrofolate dehydrogenase activity; aldehyde dehydrogenase (NAD+) activity. The record is from RefSeq and is a predicted model, not a curated record. Gene Ontology annotation, biological process: one-carbon metabolic process; 10-formyltetrahydrofolate catabolic process; biosynthetic process.